Molecule: messenger RNA, 590 nt
Organism: Parasteatoda tepidariorum (common house spider)
Lineage: Eukaryota; Metazoa; Arthropoda; Arachnida; Araneae; Theridiidae
Source: RefSeq, a predicted model, not a curated record
AAUUCCAGUAUAUUAAAAGUGAUCUAGGCAUUACGUCACCUGUAAAUAACUAAAAGAUAUUGGCAGAGAGAGAGUUUGCAGUCACCGGACAUAAAAGCUAUUCCUAUUCCGAUUGUGUUGUCAUACGUAGUAUUAGGAAGAAAAACACACCUCUGUCUUUUAUGAGGCAUAGAACAUUUGUUAGAAGCACAAUUGCUGUUCUCUCCUCACCAUGGCUCUCCUCAGACUUAAUAAGCAAUUUGGAUAUUUCAUUGUCUUGUUUCAAGUCGGUCUUGUUUACAUGGGAGCUCCAUUGCCCAGAUUUAAUGCUCAAAGAUGUGAUGCACUGAAGCUUGAUGAUUGUUUUAGAGAUCUUCAAGUUUUCCUUAGACUUCUAUCUUUGCCUUUCACCUCUAACGUUGCAGAAUUAGAUAAGCUCUGCGAACAAUCCGUUGCAGGGUAUAACUGUUCUCAAGUGUUAUUUGAAAAUCGUGAUUGUUUAUCGGCCCAAAAUAAAGAGGUUUUACCAGUUUUUAUUUCAAUGGCCCAAUAUACACACUUCAUGUUCUGUGGCGAUGGUCAAAGCGCCGAUAAAGGCUUCAUGAGAACUC